Molecule: messenger RNA, 330 nt
Organism: Candidozyma pseudohaemuli
Lineage: Eukaryota; Fungi; Ascomycota; Pichiomycetes; Serinales; Metschnikowiaceae
Gene: SEN15
Product: Sen15p
Exons: 1
Coding region: 1-330 (109 amino acids)
Biological process (GO): tRNA splicing, via endonucleolytic cleavage and ligation; tRNA-type intron splice site recognition and cleavage
Cellular component (GO): tRNA-intron endonuclease complex
Molecular function (GO): nucleic acid binding
Source: RefSeq, a predicted model, not a curated record
AUGUCCCUACACCAAACGGUGCAAACCAAUUUGGUCCACUAUAACAAAUGGACGGAUGUAGAUGCGGUAGUCUGUGGCGAGUCCACUUUCCUUAAAGGAAAUCCUCCAGAAAAGCUCGAUGAAAGAGAUACACCAGGCCAGCCUGAAUGGGUGGUUCCUUUGGCAAUGGCCGACCAGAACGUAUCCACCAGUCAAAUCGACAAGUGGUUCUGCAACAUAGCCCUGGUAGCCGCCAGGCCCGCUCGCGUAACGUUGGCCUUGGUCAACACCGACGGGACGGUUGUUUUCUACUUUGUGCACGAUGGCAUUGUCAAGCCCCGGCAAAACUGA